AUGUUCGACGAUGAAGGGGGCCUCGAGUUUCAAGAUAAAUUAAAGAAUACUUACGGUUCAGCGUGCCGAAUACGAGGCCCCUUCGGGGCGACUGAGCUGUGGGUUUCAGACCCACGGGCACUCCAAGAAAUCCUGGUCAAAGGGCAUGAUUCCUUUAGGGAGCCUGAUUGGUUCACCACUUGGCUAGAACUUGUAUUUGGGCCAGUAGUAGCCACGGUCUAUGGACAUCAACACAAAAUUCAGCGCAAAAUCCUAAACCCGGUUUUCACCACAAACCAUACGCCUACCAUAACAACAAUCGGACAAAAGUUCGUUGAGAUCUUGAAAUCGGAAGUUGAAACGAACGAAACCAAUACGGAGAUAAUCGACAUCUUUAAAUGGGUUCACCUGGUUUCUCUUGAGAUCAUUGGUCAAGCAGGAAUUGGCCACUCGUUUGGUAUAUUGGAAGGAAACGUGCCAGACUAUCUGGCCGCUUCUCGUGACUUUUUUGCGUUGAUGGCCGAGAUGUGGUAUUUCCAUCCGUUUGUUACCUUUUUCUCCCGGAUAGGAACUGCUUCCUUUCGACGAGCCAUUGUAGAGUGGAUCCCGCACCGGCCUGUUCAGAGAAUAAAGAAUGUGUCCGAUACUAUGCAUAAAACGGCAGUGGAGAUCAUGAGGCACAAACGAGAGGCAAUGCACAAUGGGACCUUGGACUCGGAGGUGGCGGCUGGAAAGGAUAUCAUGACAGCACUCUUGAGUCAAAAUCUUGUCGUGGCACCUCAUGAUCAGAUGACGGAUGAGGAGAUAUUAUCACAAGUCAAUGGGCUGGCAUUUGCAGGACAUGACACUACAAGCUCUGCUCUCUCGCAAGCAAUCAACAUGUUGGCCGAGUACCAGGAGGUUCAGACAAAACUUCGGGAUGAAAUUCGUACAGCGCACCGCUCUUACGGGAAGAAUCUGGAUUACGACCAACUCAAUUCACUCUCUUACUUGGAUGCAGUUUGUCGAGAGUGCUUGAGGCUUCAUGCUCCGGGAGCGUUUGCAAUCCGUGUCGCAACUGAGGAUUGGACAUUACCUCUCCAUUACCCAAUCAAAACCAAGGACGAAAAGGUCACGCUAUCGACAAUACGGAUUCCAAAAGGUACCACCCUGCAUAUAGCUCUUCGAGCUGCGAACAAGGAUGAAAGAACUUGGGGAGUCGAUGCUGAGGAGUUUAAACCUGAGCGCUGGCUUGAGCCAUUGCCAGCAAGCGUUUCAGAUGCUCGCAUGCCGGGAAUAUAUUCGUCGAUGAUGACAUUCUUGGGAGGACCGCGAGGGUGUCCAGGCAUGAAGUUCUCUCAACUAGAGAUGAAAAUUGUACUCUCGCGCUUGGUGUCGUCGUUCGGUUUCCGUCCUUCCGGAGAUGCAAUCAGGUGGAAGGCUACUGGGAUCGCCAAACCGCAUGUCCAGCGACCCGACGGGAAAUUUAGUGAGACUCCCAUGAUGCCUAUUAGAGUGACUGUGUUGGAAGAGACAGAGUAG
This is a messenger RNA of Rhizoctonia solani, 1500 nucleotides long. Its product is annotated as cytochrome P450 family protein. NCBI's taxonomy places the organism in Eukaryota, Fungi, Basidiomycota, Agaricomycetes, Cantharellales, Ceratobasidiaceae. The record is from RefSeq and is a predicted model, not a curated record. The transcript has 17 exons. Gene Ontology annotation, molecular function: monooxygenase activity; oxidoreductase activity, acting on paired donors, with incorporation or reduction of molecular oxygen; heme binding. The coding region runs from base 1 to 1500 and encodes 499 amino acids.